AUGAGUACGGUUCCAAUGUUUGAUGCUAAUAACUAUCUAUCUGGAUCUGAAUUCACUCUCUCAGGAUGGUUCUACACUUGCCAAUCAGGUGAUUUUCAUGUUAUAUCAAGAUAGUACUCUUCAUUACCAUUUUCAGAAAUAUUCUCAAUUAGAGUAGAUGGAGCGGGUCAAUAUGUUGUAUCUUACUUCCAAAGUACGUUGAAAACAUUUUACACUGGAAUAUAUACCUACAGCGGCUGGAACUACUUUGCACUUUCUUUAGAUUAUCAAGUGAUCAAUAAUUUCGGAGUAACUGAAUAUUAUAAUACUCUUUCAUUCCAUGCUGGCCAUGAUGACUUUGAUUCAGUCGAGAUUAAGAAUAUGGGCUUCAAAGCUAAAAUUUAAUCUUUUACUACAACUUGGUCAAGAACUGAUGCAGAUAAUUUCCAACUGCAGUUGGUGAUCCAUUACUGUAUUCAGGAUUUAUGCACGGUUUCUUUCAUUCAAUCAAAAUAUUUGAUUAAGGAGUGGGGCUAGAGAUUCUACAAUAAGAUUGGUCAAGUAAUAAUCACAAACAUUACUUAUUUCCUUUUAGAUGAGUGCAAUGGAUUGUGUGGUUUUUGUUCAAACAUUGACAGAAAUUGUCAUGAUAAACUUUUAGAAUCAUUCCUGGCAAAGAUUGAUUUUGCAGCUGGUGUUUCUGAUAAAUAUCUAAGUGAUUCAAGUGGCAAUCAAAACUAACUUUAGCUAAUGAAUAAUCCAAUAGUGAUUCCCUAUCAAGGUAUUUUGUUUUCAAGAGGUAAGCAUGCAGAGAGACCAUCUUUAGAUACAUCAUCGUUCUAAAUUCCUAGCAGCCAAAUAUUUUGCAUUGAGUCAUGGUUCAAAAUAAACUCAAUGGAUUUUAGCUUUAAUAAUAACUAUAUCGGAUAUCUCUUUGCUAAAUAUGAUAGUACUAAUAAAAUAUAUAAACUUGCUAUUGGAGUUUCCAAUGGUUUUAUGAGAAUCAUCUUUGAAACAAAUAACUACGAUAGAGCUUAUAACUUUAAUGAUAAUAAGUGGCACUUCAUUUAAGCCUGCUUUAGGAAAUCUGAAAUGACGGGCAACACAUAAAUGCUUCUCUGGAUUGAUGAUUAAGUCGGAGCAGACAUUUAAAACUUUGAUGGAUCUUAUACGGAUAAUACUGCAUAUUCAGUCUAUGCUGGAAAGGAUUUUGCUGGGAUAAUGAGAAGCCUUUAGAUAACAACUAAAAUUGAUUGGGAUUGUGAAAAUGAGGAGAGCAUCAGUUCUGCGCAUGUAACUUCUAAUAAGGAUUACUACCAGGGUUUCUUGAAAAAUCAAUUUAAUUUAACGAACAAAUGCUCGGGUAUAGGAUCUACAAGUACAUGUGGAUUUUGUUCAUCAAUAUAAUACCCCACACAGAACUCUAUCAACGAAUGUUUUUCUAACUGCAGCUUAAACACAUUUGAUUAAUAAUGCAGCUAAUGCGAUUUCAGAUGCAAGUACUGUGCUGAUAAUUCACUCUUGACUUGUAGUGAGUGUAAUGAGUUCAAUUAUGCAUUCAAAAAUUCAUCAGGUCUAUGUUAAUGUUCACCAGGAUUUUUUACAAAUGAAACAAAAAAAGAAUGCUCUAAAUGCAAUGAGAACUGCGCUUUGUGUGACAACUCUACUAAUUAAUGCAUUGUUUGUUCGAAGGGCUCAUACAAGAUCUACAAUAAUCAAUGCGUUAAAGUAUGCCCAGAUGGUUAUGUUGGACAUGAUCAAUAUGGAAUAUGUGUCUACAAAUCAGAAGAAGUUCAAGCUCCUGAUUUCAUUAAAGGCUGUUUAUCCAAUCAAUAUUAUGAUGAAAUAUUUCAGUAUUGCAGGCCUUGCGAUUCCUCUUGCAAAACUUGCUCUAAUUGGUAUUCAACAGAUUGUCUUAGUUGUGAGAGAGGAAAAUAUUUAUGGUAAAGAUCAACUUAUGAAUUUCUAUGCCUCACUUGUGAUUCAGAUGGGAUGUAUUAUGGAACAAAUGGGGAUUGCGUUGAAAAAUGUGGUGAUAGCAAAAACUUCGGUUUAAAUGAAUGUGAUGAUGGUAACUCAUAAAAUGGGGAUGGUUGUUCAUCAGCUUGUAAAAUUGAGUAAGGGUUCAUUUGUUCUGGAGGAAACACAAAAUAAAAAGAUAUUUGCUAUGCAAUUUAAACUUAAAUUGAUAAUGUGAUAGUUACUGGAUCCAAUAAUCUUAUAAUUGAAUUUUCAAAAGAUGUAAUGAUCUUAGGAGAGCUAGACUAGAGAGAUAUUUAAGUUAGACUUUUAGACUACAAAUCGGGUUCAAUAUAAUAUGGCAAUAGUACCCUUGUUGAUUGGACUUUGCCUUAUUAAUCUUAUGAACUAAUGCCAUCGAAAUUGCUUUUCCUUAAAUUAGAUGAAAAAGAAUUUAAUUUGAUAGCAAAGAACUUAAAAUACACACAAAAUAUGAAGAUUUCAAUAACCUAUUUAGGGACUGGUAAACUAAGAGAUGAAAAUAAUUAGGAUGUCAUUGUAAAUGAUUCUAACUUCUCUGGGAGUAUCUACUCUUUCUUGAUGUACUUUGAUUUCGUACUCUUUGAGUUCAAAUUCAUUCCAGUGCUAAUUAAAGAUUACAUAAUUGAUACCUACAUCCCUUUAAGAGGCAUAUUUACAAACGAACUUGAAGCAAUUGGAAUUUAUUACAAUGCAAUAUCAUUCAACAUAUUUAGGAAGAUUAUGUUUUGGCUUAUCUAUUUCUUUGUGAUUUUACCUUUAUCUGUUAUCCUGAAAAGAAUAUUUGGAGAUGAUUCAGAAGUUUUCAAUGUUUGGCCUGAUAAAUUUUUCUUUUCAGGUACUAUGAUCAUAUUCUUUAUGCAGUUGCAAGCAUUUAUGAUGCCGGCAAUAGCUGAGAUUUAGAUUGGUGCUACUGAUUCUGAGUAUGAAUAUGCUUCAUAUAGUUUGGCUUGUUUAAUUAUAGCUAUAAUUGCUAUGAUUGUAUAUUAUGGGCUCUCAAGACCAUUUAGAUUGAAAUAAAACACUAUAUUUGUAUUAGUAUCGGAAGUUGUGUUUAUUGCUAUAUGUGGUUUAUCGAUAUAGUACACUCAAUAGGAUGUAUAAAGAACUGAUCUAUCAUAUAAAGCUGGAUUUUGUUUCUUUAUUUUCACUUUGUAUGAUAGCAUAAUGACCUUAAGAAUUUGGAAAAAAGCAAUUGACUUGAAGUUACCAAAUCCAUUUCAUCUUGUACCCUCAUAUAAGUUCAGAAAUUAGGAUUUAUUAAAUAACUCCAGUAAUCCUUUUGAGACAUAAACCAAUAAGUUACUUUUUCAUUCUUAAAAAACAAGCAACAAAAUUCUUGAUUCGAAUCAAACAUAGGAGGAGAUUUUAAGUCCAGAAGACAUCAAGAAGAAAUUAAAGGCUAAAAUUAAUAAAGAAAAAGAUGACAAAGAUUAAAUUGAUAUUCUUGAGCAAUAUUAUGGAGAUGAUGGCCCUAAAAUAGACAAUGAUGAUACCCCAAAUAAUGACAGAAGCUUCACAAGAAUUAAUAAAGGAAGAAAAGAUAAAAUAAAGGCUAAUAGUAUGGAUUAUAGCCAUGAUUAAGGAGUUACAAACAAUAGUGCUAAUCAUAUUGAUUUUGAAAAUGUAGAGAUUUUUAAUAAAAAAAGUCAUGAGAAAAACUAAAAAAAAGAAAAUAUCAAGAAAAAUUAGAAAAAGCCUGCAAAGCCUAAGGUUAAAAACUGA
Messenger RNA from Stylonychia lemnae, 3702 nucleotides. Lineage: Eukaryota; Ciliophora; Spirotrichea; Sporadotrichida; Oxytrichidae. The record is from the annotation of a GenBank genome assembly.